CCCAUGCUGCCACCUGGCUACCCGCACAACCCUUUAUACUUCAUUAGGUUUCUUGAUCAUAUGAUUAAGGGGGUUAGAGAAGUCUCUGGCAGUUGAUCUAAAUUUCCAGCUCCAUUACCACAUAGGAUUGUUAUGUUAUAGAUAAUUAAAUCCAUCAGAAUGAUUCUUUUCUUGUUUUCCAAGGGAACAACCUUUUCAGAUGCUGAACAUUUAUAGCUAUUAUUUAUUUAUCUUCCUUUUGGUAGAGAAAGCCUCCGAUCAAGCUUUUCAUAUGACGUGAUUAGUUUAAUUUCCUUAGGCUGAUAUUGGGAUUUGAGGAGAAAAUUAUAUUCUUUUUUCCUAGCAAUAUAUUUGCCUUUAAAAGAAAGGAAUUUCUUUGGUGAAUUUGCGGCUGAGAGGUUCAGCAAAGCAACGUAACCAUUCAGUUUAGGAUGUCCCAUGGCACAACAUUCUGCCUAUUGUAGAUUCUCCAGCCUACAAUAUCUACGGACUAGCCCUUGCAAAGAAAAUGCCAUCCCCAUCUAUCCACCCCAUCCGAGUCUUCACAAACUUAAGAGUUGCUACAAUGUCAAAGAAAAUAUCCUGCAUGAUUCCAGGCCUCCAUCUAAUUUUCCUUUCGUUUUUCGUCUCCUGCUCUUACUCAUGCACAUUCACCAUAACCAACAACUGUCCCCAGACCAUAUGGCCUGGUACCCUAGCGGGUUCAGGUUCCCCACAACUCGCAACAACUGGAUUCCAGUUGGACCCUGGCCAGAGCAUACAGAUUCCAGCUGUUCCAGGAUGGUCAGGCCGGAUAUGGGCAAGAACUGGUUGCAAGUUCGACGUGUCUGGCGUUGGCUCUUGCCAAACUGGGGACUGUGAUGGAAAGCUGGAAUGCAAUGGCAUUGGAGCCACUCCACCUGCAUCCCUCUUCGAGAUAACCCUUGGCUCAGGCAAUGACAAGGAUUUCUAUGAUGUAAGCAUUGUAGAUGGCUAUAAUUUGCCUCUAGUUGCUGCACCUCGUGGAGUCCAAGGUGGUUGUAAUGCAACAGGCUGCGCUUCAGAUAUCAACAUGGGUUGCCCAAAGGAGCUCCAAGUGGUUGGUGGAGAUGGUGGGGAAGGAGGGGGAGUAGUUGCAUGUAAGAGUGCUUGCGAAGCAUUUGGACUUCAACAGUACUGCUGCAGCGGAGAGUUUGCCAACCCAACCACUUGCCGCCCUUCCUUUUAUUCAUCCAUUUUCAAGCGAGCUUGCCCGAGAGCUUAUAGCUAUGCCUUUGAUGAUGGUACCAGUACUUUCACAUGCAAGGCCCAUGAUUAUGCCAUCCUUUUCUGCCCUAAUGCUAAGGGGAUUUCUGAUGGUAAGUACCCUGCUGAAGUAGUUCAUAAGUCCAGCAAUCAGGAGGCUGUAAAGAUGGCUUCUUCCUCAAACAUCCUCCUACCAUUUCCAAUGUGGAUUCUUCUCCUCAUCCUCAAUCUAACCCUGCAGAUAUAAAUUGGUACCUCAACAAAGUUGUUAGCACCAAGCAUUCUGCAUAUCAGAUCCUCACUGGAAUGGAUCUAACAGGUUAAAAGCUGACAAACCUUGCAGUGCACAUGGCUGAGAAUGAAUACCGAGAACACUAAGCUUACGUCAAAGUUUAGUUGCUAAUGUAUUCCACUUGAAAAAUGUUGCUGAUUGGAUUGGCACGGUGGUCUAUAUAAACAUAUUACUGUCGGCGGCAAUUUGAGUUUUUUUCCAAAUUGAACAGAUUUUUCUAUUUACAUACAAAUAUGCUGUAUCCAGAAACAAAAGAAAAUAUGCAAUGGCCAUGGACUUUGAAAUUUGAAACUUUAA
Messenger RNA from Ricinus communis (castor bean), 1813 nucleotides. Its product is annotated as pathogenesis-related thaumatin-like protein 3.5. The transcript has 3 exons. Bases 509 to 1471 code for a protein of 320 amino acids. Gene Ontology annotation, biological process: defense response. Gene Ontology annotation, cellular component: extracellular region. Lineage: Eukaryota; Viridiplantae; Streptophyta; Magnoliopsida; Malpighiales; Euphorbiaceae. The record is from RefSeq and is a predicted model, not a curated record.